AUAUAGAUGUUAUUCAAUUAAUCGGACUAAUCAUCAGUGAUUAGACAUCACUAAUUCACUAUCUCAUAGACAACUUUAAAAAAGUAAUGCAAACGAAUCAAACGAAGCGCCAUGUUAGCUAAAAACGUAAACGGAAAAGAAAGUGUUUUUUUUUAAAGAUUUAUGGUGUUAUUGUCCGACGUUAUAAACGUUCUUUAUUUUCUUAUAAGAGUUAUGUGAUUAAGUAUUUAUUUAUCCUAUUAAGAAAACGUUAUCUGAAGAAAGGUGUAAGCCAUGGCUCUACCUGCAGAAGCUCAAAGAUCUUUCAGACUUUACGUGACCCAUGUGGAUGGUGAAGGUCUUUUUCUGAAGAUAAGUGGUCAGCUAGAUCAACAAUCUUCCCUGAUGGUCGAAAGUUUAUUUGAAACCGCUCGAAAUAAUUUAGAACAGGGCGUAGGAGUUGUACCACCGACAGCUAUCCACGAAGGUGUAAUUUGUGCCGCCAAGUAUAAAGAUGGAACCUAUUAUAGAGCAAAAAUUAUUAAUGUGACGAAUCUCGCUACCGGCUUAGUCGGAGUGCACUUCAUUGAUUACGGUAACAAAGACAUUAUUUCAUUAAGUACUAUACGCUUCUUAGAUAGUUAUGAUCCUAUGUUUUUACAAUUACGAGGCCAGGCCACGGACUACUAUUUAUCUCGUGUCAUGCAUCCGUCUGGAAGAUGGGACGAACCUUUACUUUUAAAACUUCAGAGUUUGCUCUGCUACGCUGAAUACCCUGCGACAGUUGAGGCUCAAACAAUGUCAUUACCAAUUAUAUCAAUACAAUUUAAAGGGAAUGAUUUAUCAACACAUCUUGUAUCAAAAAGGUUUGGAGUUGCAUUACCGGUACCCAAACAAGAAGUUCUGCUGUUGCAAAUGGCUGACAAUCAGCAUGGAACAAGCUGGUCACCAACCUUGCUGACUGACACUUCACCUUUCACGGAACAUGUACCAUUCUUAAUUAAUCAAAACUUCCCUAACCCUGCAUCUGCUAUGCGUUUGAAUCAAAAUGUAACAGUACCAUUUAAUGGUCCCCUUGUUAACUCUGGGGUGGGCCAGAGAUUACUAGUCAACAGAGCCUCAAGGAACAUGGUGAAUCUAAGAGCCCCAGUACGUCAACCACAAAAUGCUCAAACUUCAGCUCCAUUAGCUUUACCUACUACACCACCAGCGGUAUCUACAAUAACAAACAAAUCACCGUCUCCUAAAAAAUCUAUAACUUACAAGAGUAGACUUCUUGAAGUUAAUUCACAGCACAAAGUAUUUGUAUCAUUUGCUGAAGAAGGCCCUGAGCUAUUUGCUGUUCAACUUGUAUCAGAUGCAAAGAAAUUGCAAGACAUGAUGGAUGAUAUAAAUAGAAGGCCACACAGUAGUCUCACCGAGCCUCCUAUGAUUGGAACAGUGUGUCUUGGUAGAAUGUCUGGAGAUCGUAUUAUUUGCAGGGCAAUUGUAAUGAAUUUGUCUGGAUCUCAGUGUAAAUUAUUCUUUGUGGACUUUGGAGAUACAGAAAUGGUGUCAUACUAUGAUAUUUUUGAUAUUCCUGAGGAGUUUGUUAAGCCAAAUGUUUUUGCUAUGCGUUUUUGUUUAUCUGGUGUAAAGAAGUUACAGAAGAGCCCGCAUUUGAAUGAGGCAUUUAAGCAACUAGUUAAUGGUAAGGUUUUGACUUUAAGAGUAGUGUCACCGGAAGGACCACCUCUGAUUCAGUACGGAGAGCUGUUUUUGGACAACAAAAGUAUAAUCGAAUUGUUAAUGACAAAUAUGAAAGAUAAAUUGCAAUUUAAGUGGAUGGAGAUGCUGCCAUUAGGGAGUAAACAAUCAGUAUUAGUGUCAUAUGUAGAUAGUUGUAUAAAAUUCUAUGUACAAUUGUCUGACAAAAUUGAUGAUCUUAAGGCUGUCAUGGGUGCUGUUAAAAACCACUGUGAAAAUACUUCAUCACCAGGAGAGGUAACUGUGGGUUCUGUAUGCUGUGCAAGGUUUCCUGAUGAUGAUAACUGGUACAGAGCAAUGGUUAUGGAAACUUCAGGGAACAAAGUUGUUGUUGCCUAUGUAGACUAUGGUAAUGAGCAACAAGUCGAGAUCUCAGACUUGAGAACAAUUACACCAGAGUUGACAAGACUGCCUGCACAAGCCAUGAAAUGUGCGCUUAAAGGGUUUGAAAACAGACCGAUAGAAACAAAGACAUCGAACCAAUUGGAAAUGUUAGCCUUAGAGAAAACUCUAAUGGCACACAUAGGUGGUGUUUUGUCCAAUGACACUAUGCUUGUUACGUUGAUUGAUGACACUGUUACACCGCCACUGGAUGUGGCUAGAAAAAUGAACCAGCUGUCUCAACCAAGAAGCAACACAAUUGAGACCAAAGCGACAACACCGGUACGUAAAGAUGCUCCAGAACCUUUCAGUUCUCCGGAGAGUAGUGUUCCUGAUGACAGUAGGAAAAGAAGUUUCAAGCGCGAAAAGAGCUUCAAGGAUGAGAGACGUAGGGAUGGAGAGGAAUUCAGUCAAAGAGGAAGCAGCUUCCGUGGACGAGAUCAAAAGGAGGGCUUCGAGAGAUCAGGCGCGGGACGUCACAGUGAAAAAUACGGCUCGAAGCCCGAAAGAGGCGAAAGACGUGGUCCACCGAGGCCUCGUGAAAACAACGCUCCGCCUCCCACGAAUAACGUAGAUGACUGGGAAGAAAACGCUCAGACCAUGCCUCCGCCGGCAAGGCCCAACAGAGACAACGCGAGGGAAAGAAGAAAACCUAGGACAGAGCUUCAAGACAAAAGAGGCGCGUGGAAGAAGGAAGGAAGUGGAGUUGGCAAACGACUAAGGCAGGCAGCUGAAGCCGCUUCGUUAGACGCGCAAUCGCAUACGCUUACCGGCCAACAAAGGGCCACCUCCAUACAGGACAGAUUGAAACGUGAUAAUAGAUUCACUCAAGAUGAAAACCACAGGACUGAUGAUCGCGGCAAUAGAAACUUUAGACCCGAGAGAAGGGACAAUCGAGGUGAGAGACGUGAUAAUUGGGGUGACAAGAAAGAUAACUGGAACCAAAAGCGAGAUAACAGAAACGAAAGAGGAGAAAGACACGAUAGAGGUGAAAGGCAUGACAGAGGAGAGCGAGUAGGCAGAAAUAAUUUCUCGCCACGAGAGCGAGCUGAAAGAAAUGACCGUUCGUUUGCGGCCGACGGUGACAAGAGAUCCGAAAGGAGCUUCCGGUCUCAAGAUAGCGGAAGAGAACGUAACGGCCGAGCACCGCCAUACAAACCUCGGGGCAAGUUUACUCAAGUUCAAUACAAAGAAUUAACCAAACCGCUACCCCUAGAGACACCGUUUAUUGAACCGUCCGUCGAAAUAGGAUCACAGCAUGAAGUGUCCGUCACGUGGAUAAUCUCACCAGAAAACUUUUACACACAAAUAUUAUCGUUACAACCUAAAUUUUUAGAAAUGAUGCACAUUAUUCCCGAAUUAUAUAAAGGAGUUAAGUCUUAUUCUGGAAACGUCCCAGUUGGUGCUUCGGUAUUAGCCCGAUACCCGUCGGAUGGUGUACUCUAUAGAGCAACAAUAGUUUCAGUCCAGCCGUUCUCAAAGUUCAUAGUUCGUUAUGUGGACUUUGGUAACAAGCAACUCGUGGAUGCAAAAGAUAUUUGGCAAAUGGAGGAACAAUUGAUGGAGGUUCCAAAGAUGGCUGUUCAUUGUUCCCUGUCUGGUGUAGGCCCUAAGGAUGGCGAUUGGAAGGCAAAUCCAGAAAUAGAUCUUUGUUUCAACGCCCCACGUUACCAGUGCGUGUUCCAAGAAUGUUUAGAAGAUCAGUACAAGGUGUCUCUAUGGAACAAUGGCGUUAGUGUAGCUGAUCAUCUCGUUGAAAAGCAGCUAGCUAUUAUGUCGGAAAAUCAAUCGUCAGUCACUUUGAAAGUGUUAUAUGGUACAUUUUCAGAUGAGGCAAUUGACUUGACAAUCAUUGUUGGCCAACAAAUACUAUGCAGGGUGACACACGUGGAAUCGUUCGAUAAAUUUUUCGUUCAACUUGAUUUGGAUAAAGCUGAUUUGGUUGAAAGUGCCAUAGCCAGCUUCGAUGAGGCUAAGUUAACGCCACUGAUUGCUGAGAGUCUUCUAGACGGAGUCCAUUGUACAGUUAAACAUGACCAUAAAGUAUAUCGCGCAAUACUUAACGAUGUCUCCGAUACCAACAAUAUAGAAGCUAUUUUACCAGAUUACGGGAAUUCUAUUACUACCACUUUGGAUAAGCUAAUGAUACUACCAAAAGAACUGAGUGUUUAUUAUUAUCAAUCUCUACAAUGCUGUCUAAAUAAUUAUACAAAAGACUCGAAAACUUUAAUGUCUGUUGAUGACCUGAAGAAAACACUGACUGGAAAUAAGUUUAUAAUAUUCGUUAAUAAUGUCGAAGAGAUCUCGUUGAUUUCAACAUUGUAUGACGGAUUAACUGGUCAUAAGGUAGCAAUAUUCGAGCCGGAUUAUGGAGCUUAUGAUGAAGUAGUGCCCCUGUGUACGAGAGCCGUGUUCAAUUACAAUUUCGGAAACGCUUAUUUGUCACAUAUAGAAAACCUUAACGAAUUUUAUUUGCAAAAAUCUUCCGAUGGUGAUAAGAUUGCUCAAUUCUUAGAAGAUUUAUACAAAUUCUACGAAGAAGGUACACCUGAGGCUCUAACUGAAUUUGAAGCAGAUGCAUUAUGCGCAGCUAAAUCAUCUGACGGUAACUGGUAUAGAGGAACGAUACUUAGCUCAUCUGAGACUGAAGUGAAAGUACAAUUCCCAGACUAUGGUAACUCUGAAACGGUGUCUAAAGAAUCGCUCAAAAAACUCGAUUCUAAAUUCUUUGAACCGUGUUCUUUAGCUCUAGUCGCUAGCUUGGGUCUUGUCUCUCUACAGGAUGAUACUAUUAGUAAACUGCUAGAAUGGACAACUGAAAAAGAAAUUCAGGUCACUCUUGCAUUUGGUAAUGAUGGAUGGCUUGCAAAUCUACACUUAGACGGUGUCGAUCUUUCUAUAAAACUAAUUAAUGAAAAGUUAGCUGCCCCUCAGAUCGCUUCUGAUGAAACAUCCGAAGAACCCACAUCCGAAGUUCCUGUGGAAGAGCCAAUUUCAUUACCGGAAGGUUGUACACAAGUUUACAUUAGUCAUAUUGAUACACCUGGACACUUUUGGUUACAAAUGUUAAAUAAAGUAGACAAAAUAGAAGAAAUCCAAGCAGAAUUGCAAAGUAAUGCAGAUAGUUACACCGAUAUUGAAGCUAGAGAAAUGGGAACAUUAUGUGUUGCUAAAUAUUUAGCAGAUGAUCAAUGGUACCGAGCAGAGAUUCUCGAUUCAGAUUCGGAUAUAACAACUAUUCGUUUUAUUGACUAUGGCAACACUGAUGUUUUAGAUAAUCAACCCGGAUUACUAAAAAUUAUCCCAGAACAUUUAAAAGAAAUCGAACGAUAUGCCAUUAAGUCUAGUGUAAAUGCGAUACCGACAGGCACUGGGCAAUGGUCGGAGCCAGCAUCCGAUUACUUUACACAGCUUGUUGGUGAUGUAUCGUCGCCUGUAGAUGCACUGAUCGUUCUUAAAGAUGUCACAACUUAUGUAGAUAUCUUCGUAAAUGGCCAAAACGUAACCGAUAAAUUAGUUUCAGAAGGCCAUGCUACUAGAUCCGAGGAAACGGAAUGCGGUGAUUUACCAUCUUGUUUCGCUAGUCAUGUUAACUCUCCGUCCGAAUUUUGGAUUCAACUUGAAACUGCAGCUCCAGAAUUACAAUCAAUGGAGGCAGCGAUGAUUGAUGCCGAAAACUUCCCUGAACUCACUGAAAAAGAAGAAGGCGUUUUGUGUGCUGCUAAAUAUCCUGAAGAUGGUGCCUGGUACAGAGCACAAGUUAUUGUUGACGGUUCUGAAGGCACAGAAGUGUUAUUCAUGGAUUACGGAAAUGCAUCAAUUGCAAACGAAUUACGUAGUCUUCCUGAUGAACUGAAAGUUAAACCGGCUCUUUCUAGAAAGUGUGCUCUACAAAAGCCUCGUGAUGUUAAAACUUGGUCACGAAAAUCUGAGAUCAAAUUUAAUGAUUUGGCUGCUGAAGGAGCCACUAUUUUUAAUGUACAGUUUAUUGCCUCAGGUGACAUUUCUAUAGUAGAACUUUAUCUGGAAGGGAAAUCUGUUACUGAGGAGCUGGUUGGACUCUGUGAAGAACACCCAGUCUCUGAAAGACCUACUCCUGUAGGACAAGACUUGAAUGCUAAUGGAAAAAUUUGUUAUGUUAACUCUUUAGAUGAGUUUUACGUACACUUAGAUGACUCUAUAUCUAAUCUUGAUAAAAUUACAGAGAAAUUAAGGGAAGGUGAAGAAUUCGAACCUAUCACGGAGCUCAAAGUGGGCUCUAUAUGUGCUGCUUUCUGGGAUGAAGACCAACAAUGGUACAGAUCUAAGAUCUUAGAGUUUUGUGACACAGGAUAUCAUGUGCAAUUUAUUGACUACGGCAAUAAAGCUAAAUGUGAAAAAUUCAGACAAUUACCUGAGUAUAUUGCAAUUAUUGAGCCAUUGGGUAAAUGUUGCCGUCUAGCUGGAUUUACUGAUUAUGUUUCAAAUGAAUCCGCCAAAUCAAAACUCGACGAUUUAGUUGCUGAGCUUGUAACAUUCCAAAUAGAAUUUUUAGAUAGCCUCAAAGAACCAUCUCUAGUAAGACUAUUAUUAAAUGGUACAGAUCUAAGCUCUGUACUUAAAAGUGAUUCACCAGAUAUCGCCGACGAAGCCGAUCUGGUAGAUGAAAAAGCAAUUGAUGCACCUAGCAACCAGAAUCAUUCCGAAGAUUUAAAUUCGUCACAGCAAGACUUGAACGAAAGCAUAAGUAGUAGUAACACAGUAAUAGAAAACAAAUCAUAUGAAGAAGAGAAAGACAACUUAAAUGAGAGUAUUAAAUCCAGUGAAUCAAGCAAGAAUCAAACGCUAACACCUGAGAAAAAUGUUUCAACAGAUACUCUAGACAGUUCUAAUGAAGCAUCAACAAUACAUGAAAAAGUAGAUUCUUUGUCAGCUAUGACUACAGAUACUAACAAUAUUAGUGAAGAAAGUCAAGAUAAAAUAAACAAAGAUGCAGUCUCUCCUGAAAAAAAAAUUGAAUCAAAGGAUGAUCAAAAAGUUGAAUAAUAAUAUUUUAAAGUUAACACAUACCAAAAGCAUAUUAACAUAACUAAAUGUUUUAUGUAAUAUUCCUUGUUAAGGAUAUUUCAUGUUUAUGUCAAUAUGUAUUUUACAUAUUUACCCUUGAAAUGUAAAGACUCUCGAGUUUGUUUCGGAUCAAAUUUUACGAUGUGAUAAUUAUCACAAUAAAAUAUUGUGUUGUUUUAAUAACUUAUGCAGUUAUUAUUUCAUUUGUUGAAAUUUUUAUUACUUAAUUAUAGUCUUGUGUUAUUUUUUUUAUAAUUUUGUUAAAUGUCUGUACUUGACACUUAAAUGAGCAGUCAUAUUAUUGUUGUAACAAAAAAAUAGAUUUACUAUUGACCGUGUUGUAUAAAAAUAAGUGGUGCUUUUGACAAUCUAAUUAUAUUUUCUUGUACCCAUAUAAUAUGUUAUUGUACUUUAAAAAAUACUCAUUUUUAUAAAGUGAUUUUUCUUCUGUGUGAAGAUUCUAGAGAAAUGAAUAAAGCUAAAAUCACAUUUUUUUUCUUAAUAUAUAAAUUUCAUUUUUGCAAU
This is a messenger RNA of Vanessa tameamea, 7677 nucleotides long. It is a transcript of the gene tud, whose product is annotated as maternal protein tudor-like. Lineage: Eukaryota; Metazoa; Arthropoda; Insecta; Lepidoptera; Nymphalidae. Bases 274 to 7131 code for a protein of 2285 amino acids. The record is from RefSeq and is a predicted model, not a curated record. The transcript has 12 exons.